This is a messenger RNA of Trichosurus vulpecula (common brushtail), 1020 nucleotides long. It is a transcript of the gene BDKRB1, whose product is annotated as bradykinin receptor B1. Gene Ontology annotation, cellular component: membrane. Gene Ontology annotation, biological process: response to mechanical stimulus; inflammatory response; G protein-coupled receptor signaling pathway. Gene Ontology annotation, molecular function: bradykinin receptor activity. Bases 1 to 1020 code for a protein of 339 amino acids. NCBI's taxonomy places the organism in Eukaryota, Metazoa, Chordata, Mammalia, Diprotodontia, Phalangeridae. The transcript has a single exon. The record is from RefSeq and is a predicted model, not a curated record.
AUGGCAACCCAGACACCGCCAGAAUUUUCCAUCUCAAAACAAAUUAACCCUUUCCAGAAUACAAGCUACUGCAUGGACACAAAAGAGCUCUGGGAUGUGUUGUACAGUGUGCUACCAACAUUGAUCACUGUCAUCUUUUUUUUUGGUUUACUAGGAAAUAUAUUUGCCCUGUCUAUCUUCCUCUUGCUCAGGAGACGCCUAACUGUGGCAGAAAUUUACUUGGCUAACCUGUCAGCCUCUGACUUGGUGUUUGUCGUGGGUCUGCCCUUCUGGGCAGUAAGUGUCCAGGAGCAGUUCACUUGGCCAUUUGGCCAUGCUCUUUGCCACAUCAUCAAUGGAGCCAUCAAAGCCAACAUGUUCACAAGCAUCUUCUUGGCGGUGGCAAUCAGCAGGGACCGGUACAUUGCUCUGGUUCACACCCUAAGCAGCCGGAUACAACGCAGCCAGCGACAAGCCCAGAUCAUCUGUGUUUGCAUCUGGUUCUUGGGUGGCCUCCUAAGCAUCCCCACUUUUCUGUUCCGAUCAGUGGGAAUUGUCCCAGAUCUGAACACCUCUGCCUGUAUACUUCAAUUCCCCCAUAAAGCAUGGUAUUCUAUCAGGAUUGUCGAGCUGAGUGUGGUGGGCUUCAUCCUCCCCCUAAUUGCCAUCAUCUUCUUCAACUCUCAGAUAAUAGCUUCCUUGAGGAGUCGAACUAAGAGCAACAUAAAGAGAUCAGGAGAGACAAGGGACACCAAAGCCACCACUCUGCUCCUUACCCUAGUGACUGUUUUUAUAAUAUGCUGGACUCCAUACCAUUGCUUUGCUAUCCUGGAAUACCUGUUCUGGGUGAAAGCUGUCCAGGGCUGCUUCUGGGAAGAAUUAAUCGACCUGGGCUUGAUAUAUGCCAAUUUCUUUGCCUUCCUCAACAGUUGUCUAAAUCCUGUGAUUUAUGUCUUUGUGGGGAAACUUUUUAGGGUCAGGAUUUGCGAAGUUUAUAAGCAAUGCACUACCAGAUGUUUUGUCAAUGUAUCCUUAGGAUAG